Colossoma macropomum (tambaqui) is the source of this 2555-nucleotide messenger RNA. RefSeq names its product cullin 3b (gene cul3b). The coding region runs from base 1 to 2304 and encodes 767 amino acids. NCBI's taxonomy places the organism in Eukaryota, Metazoa, Chordata, Actinopteri, Characiformes, Serrasalmidae. Gene Ontology annotation, cellular component: Cul3-RING ubiquitin ligase complex. Gene Ontology annotation, biological process: protein ubiquitination; ubiquitin-dependent protein catabolic process. The transcript has 16 exons. The record is from RefSeq and is a predicted model, not a curated record. Gene Ontology annotation, molecular function: ubiquitin protein ligase binding.
AUGUCAAAUCUCAGCAAAGGCGGCACCAAAAAGGACACCAAGAUGAGGAUACGAGCCUUUCCUAUGACGAUGGACGAGAAGUACGUCAACAACAUCUGGGACCUCCUCAAGAACGCCAUCCAGGAGAUCCAGCGGAAGAACAACAGCGGCCUGAGCUUCGAGGAGCUGUACAGGAACGCUUACACCAUGGUGCUGCACAAACACGGCGAGAAGCUCUACACGGGCCUGCGGGAGGUUGUCACCGAGCACCUCAUCAACAAAGUGCGGGAUGAUGUACUAAACUCCCUGAACAACAACUUCCUUCAAACCUUGAACCAAGCCUGGAACGACCACCAGACAGCUAUGGUGAUGAUCCGAGAUAUCUUGAUGUACAUGGACCGAGUGUAUGUGCAGCAGAACAACGUGGAAAACGUCUAUAAUUUAGGUCUCAUCAUUUUCCGGGACCAGGUGGUCCGUUACGGCUGCAUUCGGGACCACCUGAGACAAACGCUGCUAGAUAUGAUCGCCAGGGAGAGAAAGGGAGAGGUGGUGGACAGGGGGGCCAUACGUAAUGCCUGCCAGAUGUUAAUGAUCUUAGGCCUCGAAGGCCGGUCAGUUUAUGAAGAGGACUUUGAGGCUCCAUUCUUAGAAAUGUCUGCAGAGUUCUUCCAGAUGGAGAGUCAGAAGUUUCUGGCGGAGAACAGCGCGAGCGUGUACAUAAAGAAAGUCGAGGCGCGGAUAAACGAAGAGAUUGAGCGGGUGAUGCACUGCCUGGAUAAGUCGACGGAGGAGCCCAUUGUAAAGGUGGUGGAACGGGAACUCAUCUCCAAGCACAUGAAGACCAUCGUUGAAAUGGAGAACUCGGGCCUCGUCCACAUGCUCAAGAAUGGAAAGACGGAAGACCUGGCGUGUAUGUAUAAGCUGUUCAGCAGGGUGCCAAAUGGUCUGAAGACAAUGUGUGAGUGCAUGAGCUCCUACCUGCGGGAGCAGGGCAAGGCUCUGGUGUCUGAGGAGGGAGAGGGCAAGAAUCCAGUGGACUACAUCCAGGGCUUGCUGGACCUAAAGUCUCGCUUCGACCGCUUCCUGCAGGAGUCCUUCAAUAACGACCGCCUGUUCAAGCAGACCAUAGCUGGUGACUUUGAAUACUUCCUCAACCUGAACCCCCGCUCGCCCGAGUACCUCUCACUCUUCAUUGACGACAAGCUGAAGAAGGGCGUGAAAGGAUUGACAGAGCAAGAAGUGGAGUCCAUCCUGGAUAAAGCCAUGGUGCUGUUCAGGUUCAUGCAGGAGAAGGAUGUGUUUGAGCGCUAUUACAAACAGCACCUGGCCAGAAGGCUUCUCACCAACAAGAGCGUCUCUGACGACUCUGAGAAGAACAUGAUCUCAAAGCUGAAGACGGAGUGCGGCUGUCAGUUCACGUCCAAACUGGAAGGCAUGUUCAGGGACAUGAGUAUCUCAAACACAACCAUGGAUGAGUUCCGGCAGCAUCUACAGUCAACGGGGGUCUCCUUGGGUGGUGUUGACCUCACCGUCAGGGUGCUGACGACAGGUUACUGGCCCACUCAGUCCGCCACGCCCAAGUGUAACAUCCCUCCAUCACCACGACACGCAUUCGAGGUGUUUAGAAGGUUUUAUUUGGCCAAGCACAGCGGCCGGCAGCUCACACUGCAGCACCACAUGGGCUCUGCAGACCUCAAUGCCACCUUCUAUGGGCCAAUCAAAAAGGAGGAUGGCUCUGACAUGGGUGUGGGUGGCGCCCAGGUGACCGGCUCCAACACCAGAAAGCACAUUCUGCAGGUGUCCACUUUCCAGAUGACCAUCUUGAUGCUCUUCAACAACAGAGAGAAGUCAACCUUUGAGGAGAUCCAGCAGGAGACGGACAUCCCGGAGCGAGAGCUGGUGCGGGCGCUGCAGUCUCUUGCGUGUGGGAAGCCCACCCAACGAGUGCUCACUAAGGAGCCCAAGUCUAAGGAGAUAGAGAACGGCCACGUAUUCACUGUCAACGACCAGUUCACUUCCAAACUGCAUAGAGUAAAGAUUCAGACAGUUGCUGCUAAGCAGGGUGAAUCGGACCCCGAGAGGAAGGAGACACGGCAGAAAGUGGACGACGACAGGAAGCAUGAGAUCGAAGCGGCAAUCGUCCGCAUCAUGAAGUCCAGGAAGAAGAUGCAGCACAAUGUGCUAGUAGCAGAGGUCACUCAGCAGUUGCGGGCACGGUUCCUCCCAAGUCCAGUGGUCAUUAAAAAGCGCAUUGAAGGACUUAUUGAGAGGGAAUACUUGGCGAGAACGCCAGAAGAUCGCAAAGUGUACACUUACGUAGCAUAAACGUGGCGUGAAUUUCAAACGAAAACCUGGUGUGGUGUGAAAGGGAGUGAGAGAGAGAGAGUGAGUGAGUGAGAGAGAGAGAGAGAGAGCAUUAUUUUUGGGACUUGGUCAUGCGCAUGAAGUGGGAGGUUGUCUUUUUUUGGGUGUUUUUUUUUUCUUUUUGUUUUGUUUUUUCCAUCGUUACUGGGGAAAACUGAGAAGUUAACCUUUAACCUUCCGUGUGGACUCGUUUUAAAUAGCUCUUAGCGAUU